Molecule: messenger RNA, 1700 nt
Organism: Suncus etruscus (white-toothed pygmy shrew)
Lineage: Eukaryota; Metazoa; Chordata; Mammalia; Eulipotyphla; Soricidae
Gene: EPOR
Product: erythropoietin receptor
Exons: 8
Coding region: 36-1565 (509 amino acids)
Biological process (GO): hemopoiesis; positive regulation of cell population proliferation; cytokine-mediated signaling pathway
Cellular component (GO): membrane; external side of plasma membrane
Molecular function (GO): erythropoietin receptor activity; protein binding
Source: RefSeq, a predicted model, not a curated record
UGGGAAACGGGGGCCCGGAGCCCUGGAGCGGCAUCAUGGACCCCCGGGGGCGUGCGCCCAUCUGGCCUGGACUCAGCUCCCUGUGUCUGCUGCUCGCUGGGGCCGCCUGGGCUCCCUCACCAGCCCCCCUGAACCCCAAGUUUGAGAGCAAAGUGGCCUUGCUGGCGGCCCGCGGUCCUCCAGAGCUUUUGUGCUUCACCGAGCGGCUGGAAGACCUGGUGUGCUUCUGGGAGGAGGCGGCCAGCCCCGGGCUAGGCCCCAACAACUACAGUUUCUCCUACCAGCUCGAGGGGGAGCCGUGGAAGGCAUGUCGCCUGCACCAGAUGCCCACGGCCCACGGCCAGGUGCGCUUCUGGUGCUCCCUGCCCACGGCCGACACGUCGAGCUUCGUGCCCUUGGAGCUGCGCGUCCGGGCCGUCCCGUCGGGUGUGCAACUCUUCCAAAGGGUCAUUCACAUCAACGAAGUGGUGCUUCUGGACCCUCCUGCUGGGCUGCUGGCCCAGCAGGCAGAGGAUGGCAGCCAUGUGGUCCUGCGCUGGCUCCCACCGCCAAGUGCCCCCAUGGUCAACCUCAUUCGCUACGAAGUGAACAUCUCCACUGGCAGCGCAGCUGGGAGUGCACAUAGGGUGGAGAUCCUAGACGGGCGCACCGAGUGCUCGCUCAGUAACCUGCGCGGCUCCACGCGGUACACAUUCGCGGUGCGCGCGCGCAUGGCCGAGCCCAGCUUCGGAGGCUUCUGGAGCGCUUGGUCGGAGCCCGCCACGCUGCUCACGGCCAGUGACCUGGACCCGCUCAUCCUGACGCUCUCUCUCAUCCUGGUGCUCAUCCUGCUGCUGCUCGCAGUGCUCGCGCUGCUCUCCCACCGCCGGACCCUGAAGCAGAAGAUCUGGCCUGGCAUCCCGAGCCCCGAGAGUGAGUUUGAGGGUCUCUUCACCACCCACCAGGGGAAUUUCCAGCUGUGGUUGUAUCAGAACGACGGCUGCCUUUGGUGGAACCCCUGUACCCCCUUCACCGAGGAUCCCCCUGCCAACCUGGAAGUGCUCUCCGAACGCUGCUGGGUGGUGAAACCCAUCCUGGAACCCGGGACUGAGGACCAGGGACGCCUGCUGGAGACGGGCAGUGAGCAUGCCCGGGACUCUUACCUGGUGCUGGACAAGUGUUUGCUGCCCCGGAGUCCAUCGGGCGAGGACCUCUCAGGGCCUGGGAGCAGUUUGGACCCCGCAGUCCUGGCCGACGCCUCUGAAGCAUCUUCCUGCUCGUCGGCCUUGGCUGUGAAGCCAGGGCCUGAGGGGGUCUCUGCAUCCAGCUUUGAGUAUACCAUCCUGGACCCCAGCUCCCAGCUCCUGUGCCCAAGACAGCUGCCUGCCGAGCUGCCCCCCACACCCCCACACCUCAAGUACCUGUACCUCGUGGUAUCUGACUCUGGCAUCUCAACCGACUACAGUUCAGGGGCCUCGCAGGGGAACCAGGGUGGCUCCCCCAGUGACUCCUACCCCAACUCUUAUGAGAAUAGCCUGGUGCCAGCCACGGACACUUCACCUCCCAGCUAUGUGGCUUGUUCCUAAGACAUGCUUCGGGGGAGGGACAGUGGGAAGGUCUCCCCACAGACUAGGAUCCAGGCUGGGUACGUGAGCCGACCCUGUCCAGAAAUGCCAACUUUGCAGCCCUUUAAAAAUGCACAUACCCAGGUUUCUUUUCUU